AUGAAGAUCAAGGCGCUCAGCCGCCCUGUGUCGGCGCACCAGACGCCCGGGUCCGACGUGUCCAAGCAGCCGCGCAACCUCGACUCGGCCCUGCACCCCUUUGAGCGCGCCCGCGAGUACCAGCGCGCCCUCACCGCCGUCAAGCUCGAGCGCAUGCAUGCCGCGCCCUUUGUCGGCCAGCUGGGCCGCGGCCACGUCGAUGGCGUCUACUCCAUGGCAAAGGACCCCAAUUCGCUGCAGCGCCUCGCCAGCGGCAGCGGCGACGGCGUCGUCAAGGUCUGGGACUUGACGGACCGCGACGAGGUGUGGCACACGACGGCGCAUGAGAACAUCGUCAAGGCCCUCGUCUGGACGCGCGACGAGAAGCUGCUGACGUGCGCUGCCGAUCGCACCGUCAAGCUCUUUGAUCCCUACAACACCCGGAGCGAGGCGGCCCCAAUCUCCUCGUGGCUCGGGGCCGGCGCCUUCACGAGCCUGUCGCAUCACCGCUCGCGCAAUGCCUUUGCCGCCGCGUCGGGCGUCAUCUCCAUCUACGACCUCGAGCGGCAUACGGCGGCCCCCGAGACGCUGCAAUGGCCCAAGUCGACCGACACGGUUACGCACGUGGCCUUCAACCCAGUCGAGACGUCGGUCCUGGCCUCGUGCUCGACGGACCGCGCCGUCGUUAUCUACGACCUGCGCACCUCGACCCCCGUCACCAAGACGGUCCUCAAGUUCGCCACCAACCGCAUCGCCUGGUCGCCCAUGGAGGCCUUCAACAUGGCCACGGCCUCCGAGGACCACAACGUCUACCUCUUCGACAUGCGCAAGUUUGACCGCGCCCUCAACGUCCUCAAGGACCACGUCGCCGCCGUCAUGGACGUCGAGUUCUCCCCGACGGGCGAGGAGCUCGUCACCGCCUCGUGGGACCGCACCGUCCGCCUCUGGACCCGCGACGGCGGCCACUCGCGCGACAUUUACCACACCAAGCGCAUGCAGCGCGUCAUGGCCGCCGCCUGGACCCCCGAUGCAAACUACGUCCUCUCGGGCUCCGACGACGGCAACCUCCGCCUCUGGCGCGCAAACGCCUCGGAGCGCCAGGCUGUCAAGUCGGCCCGCCACCGCCAGGCCCUCGAAUACAACGCUACCCUCGUCGGCCGCUUCGCCCACAUGCCCGAGGUUCGUCGCAUCAAGCGCCACCGCCACGUUCCAAAGGUGCUCAAGAAGGCCGGCGAGAUCAAGGCCGACGAGAUCAAGAGCAUCAAGCGCCGCGAGGAGAAUGAGCGCCGGCACACCAAGCAGCAGUUUGAGAAGCGCAAGAGCGAGAGAGAAAAGAUGGUGCUGGCGCGGGAAAAGUAG
Messenger RNA from Hirsutella rhossiliensis, 1338 nucleotides. Its product is annotated as sof1-like domain-containing protein. Gene Ontology annotation, biological process: maturation of SSU-rRNA from tricistronic rRNA transcript (SSU-rRNA, 5.8S rRNA, LSU-rRNA). Bases 1 to 1338 code for a protein of 445 amino acids. Gene Ontology annotation, molecular function: protein binding. The record is from RefSeq and is a predicted model, not a curated record. NCBI's taxonomy places the organism in Eukaryota, Fungi, Ascomycota, Sordariomycetes, Hypocreales, Ophiocordycipitaceae. The transcript has a single exon. Gene Ontology annotation, cellular component: small-subunit processome; nucleolus.